GCUUUGGUGAAUGAGGAAGGAGGGGAGAGAAAGAAAGAGGGAGAGGAGGAGAGAGGGAGAAAACAGUAGCUGCCUCUGGAGGAAACAAUUGUGAAGGGGCCUCAUAUCGGGAGGAACGGAACUACGAGACUGGCACACAACACGAGCAGCGGUCCAAUGGCUCAGGCGGCUGCUAACGGUGUAGAGCAGGAUUUGGCAAGCAAGAGGCUUCACUCAAGGAUGGAGGCCUCUUGUUUGGAGUUGGCCUUGGAAGGAGAGCGGCUAUGCAAGGCUGGAGACUUUAAAGGGGGAACAGCAUUUUUUGAGGCAGCCGUCCAGGUCGGCACCGAAGACCUGAAGACCCUCAGUGCCAUUUACAGCCAGCUGGGCAAUGCAUACUUCUACCUCAAGGAGUAUGGCAAAGCUCUAGAGUACCACAAGCAUGACCUUACUUUGGCCAGAACUAUUGGAGACAGGAUUGGAGAAGGAAAAGCCAGUGGGAAUCUUGGGAACACAUUAAAAGUGUUGGGCCGCUUUGACGAGGCUGUUGUGUGCUGUCAAAGACAUCUAGAUAUUUCUCAAGAGCAGGGCGAUAAGGUUGGAGAGGCCAGAGCACUGUACAACAUAGGGAAUGUGUUCCAUGCGAAAGGCAAACAGCAGUUAUGGGGCUGCACCCAGGAACCAGGGGAUCUGCCCGCUGAUGUCAGAGACACAUUGCAAAGGGCUACCGGCUUUUAUGAGAUGAACUUGUGUUUGGUGAAAGAACUAGGGGACCGAGCUGCUCAGGGAAGAGCAUAUGGAAACCUGGGAAACACACACUAUCUGCUGGGAAACUUUGUCGAAGCAAUCAAGUUUCACCGGCAGAGAUUAUCCAUUGCCAAAGAAUUUGGGGACAAGGCGGCAGAGCGGCGAGCCUACAGUAACCUAGGAAAUGCUCUCAUAUUCCUGGGCCAGUUCAACACAGCCACGGAGUACUACAGGAAUACCCUGCAGCUGUCAAAGCAGCUGAGGGACCAGGUGAUGGAGGCUCAGGCCUGUUACAGCCUCGGAAACACCUACACUCUUUUGCAGCAGUACGAGAGGGCCAUAGACUACCACCUGAAACACCUGUAUAUUGCCCACGAGCUUACUGACAGGGUCGGUGAGGGCCGUGCUUGCUGGAGUCUGGGAAACGCAUACGUGUCUUUAGGAAACCACAAACAAGCUCUACACUAUGCCCGAAAGCACCUGGACAUCUCGAAAGAAAUUGGAGACAGGAAUGGGGAACUGACGGCCAGAAUGAACGUGGAGCAGCUAAUGGAGGUUCUCGGGGUCAAUGAGAGCGACCUCUCGCCAUCCAGUUCAGAGUUUGAAAUGCAAGGAGCAAGGCCCAAAUUCACCAAGAUAAACAGCAUGGACAGCGUAGAACUGUGGAAGUACUCUUCGGACAAGAAUGGUGAGAACCAAGAAACCAACCUGGAAAGUAUAUCCAAGAGAUCCAAGAGUCAGCUGUCACAGCCUGGUAAAAGGAAAGGCUAUCCUGACAGUCAGUCAUCAGAUGAGAGGCCGUGGUUGGACUCUCCAGUGGACACUGAUGACAUCACUGUGCAGGUCCCGACUCCAGUGCCAAAGCUGGGCAGUGACCCAUCCGAUGAAGACUGUUUUUUUGACCUCCUCAGCAAGUUCCAGAGCAGCCGCAUGGAUGACCAGCGCUGCCAUUUUGAUGACGCGGACGGAGAGCAAGGAGAAGAUGCCGCGAACUCUGUGGCUCCUCUGAAUGAGAUGUUAGAUCCUGCAAUCACCACUUCCCCUCAGACUGAGGAGCUUUUCGAUUUGAUUGCCAGCUCUCAGAGCCGCCGCCUUGAUGACCAGAGGGUUAAUGUCGGUAACCUUCCAGGCCUGAGGAUCACUCACAACAAUCUAGGUCACCUGGUGGGUGAGGGAGAUCAUCAGGAGCCCAGUGAUGACUUCUUUAACAUGCUCAUCAAGUGCCAGUCCUCCAGGAUUGAUGAUCAGAGGUGCUCCCCGCCAGAAGCUGGCCCCCACGCCCCCACAGUGCCUGAUGAAGACUUCUUCAGUCUAAUCCAGCGGGUGCAGGCCAAGCGCAUGGACGAGCAGCGUGUCCACCUGCCCACGGAGGACGAUGAAGAGUCCUCUGAUCCAGAGCCACCUGGUGGAUUUUCCAGCUAGGACUUGGUGAAUGACACUGCACUUCACGGCAAACAAACAAACAAAAAAAAGGAGAAGAAAUGAAAGAGGGAGGAGCCAACAUUAAAAAAAACAACAACAAAAAAAAACAGCACAAGGCUGAACCAACACAUAACAAGACAAAUUCAAAUGUGCAAUAGUUGGUGCUCUAUAAAAUGUUGGUCUGUGUAUUAUUUUAAAAUGCGUGUAAAUGUAACGGGAAUUGAGCAGAAUUUGAGCUUUUUUUUGGUUUAAGAAGGAAGGAGAAACGCAGCAAGAGAACUCGGUUCGAUGAACUCAUUCUAAUGCCUUAAUCAGCAUUUCUCAGACUCAAGAUUGUAUUCGCUUGUGUCAGAUGUGGUUUCUAGAAGCAUACGAUGGCUAAUGAUUAACGCAGAGCUUUGUCACUCGAGUCAUGGAAAUCACAAAGAUUUAAUGACGGGAAUGGAGUUGGUGUAAACAAAGAAAGGAGAUCAGAGAGAGAGAGAGAGAAACUAUAGAUUUGCACUGAAAAAAAAUCUAAAGUGGGUCAGUGUAGAUAGCCUCGAUCGUUCAAUGUUUGUGGUUCCCAUUGCUCAUGGAGAAGUGGUGUUAUUUGUGCAGUCACAGUAUUGGGCAUGGCCUUUCAGUGUUAAUCAGGCUGCUUCAGACAGUGUAAACACGACUGAGGACCACGUUUGUUUUUCUGACCAAGUAUGAUUCCAAUCGAAAGACUGACUGUGACAAACUUUUCACACAUAACUGUUGUUUGUGUGGAUUUAUGCAUUUUAAAAAAAAUAAAAAUAAAAAAUGCACCAGUAAAUGCAGUAACUUGAGGUUUGCAAAAAUGAUAAAAUAGCUGUUUAUUUUAUAGAUGUAAGAGUGUUAUAAUUCAAACUCCUGAAUAUUUCUGCUUGUCUUUUUAAAGUGAUGCUCUCUGCUGCCCAUCUAAUAACAGACUACUACUUACUGCCAUUAUUAUUAACUUACUUAAAAAAAAUAAACAAAGAAAAUGGAGAAAGUGGGUGCUUCAAGCUUUGAGUCUAAUACCAUGAACAAUAUUGUGGGUUUUGUGGUGCUGGUACAGUGCCUCCCUGUGGUCAAAACCCUGUAUUACCUCUGUGAGAUACAGAGUGCCGUCAGGUUGUGGAUAAAUGUGAUUCCCAUCCUGAAUAUUUGUAUGACCAUGUUGUAAUUGUGUUAUUCUGCUCCAAACGCUCCUCUUUGGGUUUGCUGCACAAAGCAAAAAAAAAAAAAAGCAAAAAAAAUUACCUUUGGGCUAUUUUUUUUAUUCAGAAUUAGUGCUUACCUCAUUUUUGUACCUCAGACCUUAUAGGAAUCUUAGAAAGACUGAUUUCUGAAACCGGAUGGAUCACAGUGUAGAUCAUACUGGUUCUGUUUUUAAGUCAUCUCUCUUCUAUUAAAACAAACACAUUGGGAGCAACAUUAGAUAUUUUCUUUUUUCUGUAUUUUGUGAAUUAACAUUUAUAAAAAAAAAAGAAAGUAUGUGGUACGCGUUUUUCCUCUGCCAUAAUUUGUACAUAUAAAUAUUUUGUAUUUAUGUUCCAUUUAAAGACAUGAAUAUGUCCCUUCAUGCUUUUAAUAAAAUGUUUCAGAUGUUUUUCUUUCGGCUGUUUUUGGAUACAAAAAAAAACCAUAGUCUUGUCAGGCUUUUUACACAUAAGUUUAACGUAACGCUGACCUCUGUAGUGCAGAAUUUCAUUUGUGAAAUUAGCAAAUAAGUUCAGCCUCAAUGAAUGGAUUGGAUUUCUCAAGCCCAUUCUUUAGAGAGGAACGAAGCACAAAGGCCCCAAAAUAAGAAAAACUUGAUUUUCAACAUCAAGUUGAUGUGAAGAAUGUGUUACCCUGUGAUGACACCUACUCCCAUGCCAUUACACAAUAUUUACAAAGGUUAUCAUUCUCUUUUUGAUCAAAUCCUCAUAAACAAGAUCCUAUAAAUGUCAUAAAAUUAAAGCAAUAAACAUUGUCAGAUUACCUCACACAAUGUUGAUAAGGUCUAUCCGCUCCACAUGACUAUUUCUCAGAAUAACGGUGUUUGUCUUUUAGUGAUUCAUUUAAUGUCAAGGCGGAUGGAGGCAACAGCAGUAUUGUGAAAGUAAAACUCGGUUGGAGUGUGACUGAAAAUGCAAAGAAGCAGCCAGGAAAAGUGUCGGGAAGUGAAACUCUGGUCAUUCAGCAAUUUGAAUAGAUAAAUGCUUCCAGUCAGGUUUGACAAAGAGCCAGACACUGAACACUGUAAAUCAUGAAAUUAAAACCACGACUAAAACCUGAUCCUGAACACUGUCCCUCUGCCUCUAAUUUCAGCCCUGCUCCCCGUCAUUCACCUUUCACUCCCUCCCUCCUUCCCUCCCUCCCUCCUUCCUUCCUUCUCCUCAGCUGAUCACUCCUCGCUCUCACCCAGAAUGCAACGCAGGCUGAACAGGCUCAGCUGUACUAUAAAAAGGCGCAGCACGGGGGAGGGAGGGCCGCCGUUCAGCAGCAACUGCGCAUACACACACUCACGGGGAUCCAGGGACAGCAGCUCCUUGCACUGGGAUCUAGAGCCACAGCGCGAAAGAGAGUUGAAGGAAAUCAUCUGACGCAACACAAUGGCA
Messenger RNA from Solea solea (common sole), 4739 nucleotides. It is a transcript of the gene gpsm1b, whose product is annotated as G protein signaling modulator 1b. Gene Ontology annotation, molecular function: protein binding; GTPase regulator activity. The coding region runs from base 157 to 2148 and encodes 663 amino acids. NCBI's taxonomy places the organism in Eukaryota, Metazoa, Chordata, Actinopteri, Pleuronectiformes, Soleidae. The transcript is spliced from 15 exons. The record is from RefSeq and is a predicted model, not a curated record.